Messenger RNA from Tigriopus californicus, 2642 nucleotides. Its product is annotated as natural resistance-associated macrophage protein 1-like. NCBI's taxonomy places the organism in Eukaryota, Metazoa, Arthropoda, Copepoda, Harpacticoida, Harpacticidae. The record is from RefSeq and is a predicted model, not a curated record. The coding region runs from base 690 to 2273 and encodes 527 amino acids. Gene Ontology annotation, cellular component: membrane. The transcript has 11 exons. Gene Ontology annotation, molecular function: manganese ion transmembrane transporter activity; cadmium ion transmembrane transporter activity. Gene Ontology annotation, biological process: metal ion transport.
AGACUACCACACACGCCUAUAAAUAUCCAUGGUCACCUUCCAGGGUCUGCAUUUUCUAAGUUCGGACCUUCCUCACGUGGAUUAGGCCUGUGAGUCUCACUCAUGAGAGCAAGGUGAACCUGGACGACCAUAUUAGAGGAGAACAGCCCGUUCCCUCAGAGCUCACUUCCCGUCGAUCUGGUCGACUCUGAUCUCGUUCAUCUCGGAACCAACGGACUGAUAUGGACUUGAUGGAUUGCUCUGGGAUGUGACGUUGCUCUUCCUUUAGUUCUCUAGACUCGAUGCUAUCUAUGCCUGCAAGAGCCCAUCAAGACGAGGUUACAAGCCCUCAAAACAUUGUCCGAAUAAAUCAGGAGAGUAGUUGGCCGGUGUGGAUUGUGCAUCAUAAAUGUCCUCUAAUCAAUUUGCUCCCUAGUCUAAACACUCGUUACUGCAUAGUUUAAAACGAUCUUGUGGCGAAAAAAGCUCGUACACGUGCUGAGCAAGCUCGCACGAACGAACCUUGUGAUAGUGACAGAUUGGUAGAAGAUCGCGAAAAACAACUGACAUUUCAGAGACAAGUCGGCGAAAAGUGAGAAAUUGCGAAGCUCUUGAGCUCAGACGAUAAAAACGCUUGAUCGGUCAGAUCAUUGGGGAUCGGGGAUUGGCUUGUGGAUGGAGACAUUCAGGUUCAAUUGUUAAUAACACCAAUGAGAAACGGGCAAACCAAAAAGGGAAAAAGAGACAAGAUGUACAUAACAUGCCGGUCGUUCUUAAAAGAGAUUGUCUCCUUGCUCACGUGGUCCAUAUUGGCGGCUUGCACCGUGGGCCCCGGGACCGUGGUCACUUGUGCUCGAGCCGGAUCCGAGCAAGGCCUCAACUUGAUCUGGGCCUUGAUCUUCGCCACCGUCGUGGCCUACACGCUCCAAGAGGGCUCCGCCCGGCUCACCAUCUCCAGUGGCAGGAGUCUGGGUCAAUGCCUGCGCCUCAAAUACGAAAAUACAUACAGGAUUUAUAAUGUGGCCAUUGUCUGCUGGGUCGUGUCCAUCGCCGUCUUCAUCGGGAACACCAUGUACGAGUGUAAUAAUUGGGCCGGAGGGAUGUCCGCCAUCUACGCACUCCCAUCGGCCGAGAACACGGAUGCACUCAGGAUCAGUUGCUGCAUUGGGUAUGGGUUGGUAGUGUACGUGCUUCUCUACUGGGAUAAGACUGACUGGUUAUCCGUGGGACUGGGUAUUAUCUUGAUGGCUAUGGUGGCUCUAUUCUUGAUUGUGGUCUCCAAGCUUGGCAUGGACGGAGGGAGAUUUGCUUGGGGCCUGAUCCCAAAUAUGCCUCCAGGGAGUGCCAAUCUCAUAUUGAGUUUGGUGGGAACCACCUCCAUUGGGUUUAAUCUCUUCUUGGGAUCGUCGAUUGCCGAAGGCAAAGAGCUGGCGGCAUCUCAGCGAGGCAUUGCUUUCUCCGUGUUCUCGGCCUUCAUUGUCUCGGUGCUGAUAAUGAUUGUUGGGGAUGGAGUCACCAGUGAUGAAGAUGGAAACUUUACGAUCGAGAACCUCGCCGGAUUGAUCCGAGAGACUGUGGGCGAAGUUGGCCUUUGGAUCUUCUCCCUUGGGUUCAUCGCUGCAGCAUUGAGCUCCAUGUUGACUGUUCCAUUGGGUGCAGCACUCACGGUAGACUCGAUGUUCACCAUGAAGAAGAGUACUGAGGCGUCCACCGGUGUAACCAAUCUGGGAGUCAAGGGUGACCAAUUAGAGAUGGACGCACCCAAGCCUUUGGAUCAAGAGCUAAACAAGGGCAGCACUUCUCAAAUAGUGCAACAAGGAUUGCUCACUGGAAUUAUCAAGCCCUCCGAGGCCAACCAGGCUUUGCCUAGGUGGAUCUACCAAGGCAUUAUGAUCGCUAUCGUGGUGAUUGCUGUCGGCGUGAUUUCUGCAGAUUUCCCUACGGAGGAUGUCAUUCAGAUUGCUCAGGUCUUUAACGGAUGUCUUCUUCCCUUCUUCGCAAUCUGUUUGCUUUUGUGUCUUAAUGAUCAGCAAUUCAUGGACAAAUCGCCGCAGAAAUGGUGGUCGAACAUUUUUCUGGUCCUGGCUGUCACCAUCACAUUGUUCUUGGCAUUGAACGUCUUCAUUCAGAAUGUCUUUGGCAAGUUUAUUCCGAAUGAAUCCAUCAAAUUUGGAAUCGCUGGGGGUUUGGCGCCAACUAUCAUGAUCAUUUUAUGCUUGACCACAACUUUGGGCAAAGAUAUCCUCCGUUCAUUCAAGGGACGUUCAGUCACGUAUGAAGUUAAUGAUGCUUGAGCCAACGAAAAGUGGCAAAGAGGUUGAGUGAUUUUUGCAUUCCACUUUCCUUCCUCAUAUUCUGCUUUGUUCCACUCUCCGUGCACAUUACAAAAGUAGAACGAAUCUAAGGUACUAUACAACUACGACUCAACAUUAGAAAAAAUAUGUGGCGGAGAACCUGAUCUCGAACCUCCCUAUAUCAAAUACAUACAUAUAUAACGUUUAUUACAUUACUCAUCUGAUACUACGAAAAACCCAAAAACCUAUAUCCAGUAUAUUACUGUAGCGACCUGUCAAGAAUAUGAUCCAAGAUAUUUUAUCUUCCCCAAUACAGAACAGUACGGGGAGUGUCCCGAAGGUUGUAAAUAAAGAAAUAUUUUAUUCUGA